AUGUCGGAUACCACUGCCAUUAAUAAUAGUAAUAAGAAUAGAUCUUCCACAGACAUUGGUGCCCAGCCUAAAUCUUUUUUAACUACAAGAGACGAACAAGAAGAAGAACAGAUAUUACAAUUUAACGCAAACGAAGAACCUGCUCCAAAAAUGCAAGGAGAAACUAAUGAAAAUAAUAAUAAUAAUGGAGCCCAAGAUACAACAAGUAGUGGCAACAUUCACUUGGGAUCCUCUGGUUCGUGUACAUCUUCUAGUGCCAUCGAUGAACCAUUAGAAUACGGUGGAGGUUUAAGUCAAAAGGAAACCGCCAGCUCUACUGGUUUAAAUCCAGAAGAAGAACUGUCCAUCCAUAGAACGGCCACUAUUACUUCAGCUGCAGAAACGCAAAUUGCCAUCAAUAGAAAAUUAUCACAUGUCUUAACUGGUGGUAACGUAGAUGAUGAAGAACGUAUUGGUGUAGAUUACUCCGGUUGUUUACCUAUGGGUGGUAAUAGAGAUUAUCCUCCAGAAUUACCAGAUAGAGAUCAAUUUGAAGUCACAUUUGAUGGUCCUAAUGAUCCAUUACAUCCAUUCAAUUGGCCUAUGAAAAAGAAAGUUAUAUUAUGUGUUGUCUUAUGUUUAGAUUGUAUUGGUAUUUCUAUGGGGUCUUCAAUUUUCGGUUCAGCAGUCUUGCAAAUUUGUGAAAUUUAUGAUGUUAUUCAAGUUGUUGCCAUCUUAGGUAUUACACUUUAUGUCUUAGGUUUUGCCGUUUCACCAGUUAUUUAUGCUCCAUUAUCUGAAAUUUAUGGUAGAAGAGGUGUCUUGGUCAUAUCUGCAUUUGCAUUCUGUAUAUUCCAAUUUGCUGUGGCUACUGCAGAGAAUCUUCAAACUAUUAUGAUUUGUAGAUUUUUCAGUGGUGUUAUUGGGUCUGCUCCAAUGGCAGUUGUUCCAGCUGCAUUUGCUGAUAUGUUUGAUACUAAUUUAAGAGGUAAAGCUAUUUGUUUAUUCUCACUUUUCGUUUUCGUCGGACCAAUCUUGAGUCCUGUUUUCGGUUCAUAUAUGGCCCAACGUACUACAUGGAGAUGGUUAGAAUAUGUUGUUGGUAUUUUCGCAGGUGUUGUUUUCGUUUUAAUUGUGUUAUUUUAUGAGGAAACUCAUCAUCCAAGUAUUUUAGUUAACAAAGCUAAACAAAUGAGAAAGCAAUCUAAUAACUGGGGGAUUCACGCAGCACAUGAAAAUGUGGAAUUAUCCAUUAAAGAUAUUAUUCAAAAAACUGUUACUAGACCAAUUUUCAUGUUAUUCACUGAACCAAUGCUAUUGAUUAUUACCAUUUAUAAUUCAUUUGUUUAUGGUAUCUUAUACUUAUUAUUGGAAGCUUAUCCAAUUGUCUUUGUGGAAGGUUAUGGAUUUAUUGAGAACGGUGAAUUACCAUACAUUGCAUUAAUUGUUGGUAUGCUUGUUUGUUCAUUUUUCAUUUGGUAUAUGGAUACUGAUUAUUUAAAAAGAUGUGCCAAGAAAGGUGGGUUAGUUCCAGAGGCAAGAUUAUUGUUAAUGAUCUUACCUAGUAUAUUUUUCCCCAUUGGUAUUCUAUGGUUCUGUUGGACAGGUAACUAUCCAGAAAAGAUUCAUUUCAUGGUUCCAACUGUUGCUGGUGGGUUUAUUGGGUUUGGGUUAAUUGGUAUAUUUUUGCCAUGUUUAAAUUACAUCAUUGAAUCAUAUUUGUUAUUAGCUGCAUCAGCUGUUGCAGCAAACACGUUUUUAAGAUCUGGAUUUGGUGCAGUUUUCCCAUUGUUUGCGGGAUAUAUGUUCCAUAAUCUAGGUAUCGGUUGGUCUGGUUUAGUUCUUGGUUUGUUUGCCGCUGCUAUGAUUCCAGUCCCAUUAUUGUUAUACAAGUAUGGUGCUGGUAUCAGAAGAAAAUCUAAGCUUGCAUACAACGGUUAA
Molecule: messenger RNA, 1920 nt
Organism: Naumovozyma dairenensis CBS 421
Lineage: Eukaryota; Fungi; Ascomycota; Saccharomycetes; Saccharomycetales; Saccharomycetaceae
Gene: TPO1
Product: polyamine transporter TPO1
Exons: 1
Coding region: 1-1920 (639 amino acids)
Biological process (GO): transmembrane transport
Molecular function (GO): transmembrane transporter activity
Source: RefSeq, a predicted model, not a curated record